AUGGAGACCAUCAACAACGUCGCAACGGCCGCCUCCAAGGCCGUCUUUGGCGGCGCCGACGCCAACAAGGAGCCCGUCUCGGGCGCCCAGGGCGAUGUCGGCCAGGGUGAGCCCUACGAUGCUGGCAACCUGGACAGCGAGAGCCAGGAGAGGCUCGAGAAGACUCUAAGCGAAGACAAGGCAUCCAAAGAAAAGACGGACACGACCACGGCUCCCACUACCACUGACACCACCACCUCGGACAAGCCAGCGACCACCAACGACAACGGCGACCACCCGCGUGCCGACCCCGCCGUGCCUAACGCCUCGGAGGUGGAGGAUUCAACCAAGGAAGCGGAACACGUCAAUCCCAAGGGUCCCAGCCCCAAGCCCGUGGAUCAGGUCGCAAGGGAGCAUGGUGGCGAUGCCGGUCUCGCGCACAAUCCCACUACGGAGAACACCGAGGACAAGAAGGACACCGAGGACAAGAAGGAUACCGAGGACAAGAAGGAAACGGAGGAGAAAAAGAACAAGCCCGAGUCAAAGGGAGAGGUUGUCCACGCGACAGGUUUCGCCGCUGAGGGCGGUGACUUUGACGCCACCAAGCCUGGCGCAGGGAAAGAGGCCGACCGCCUCGCCGAGCAAGGCUCAUCGCCUGCCGCAGCACCCUCCGGCUCACAAGCUACAGACGGCGCUUCGGACAGCAAGGCCUCCAAGGGCAAGGACGGAAGAGACAAGCCGAGCCUAAAGGACCGGAUCAAGGCCAAGCUGAACCGACACUAA
Emericellopsis cladophorae is the source of this 762-nucleotide messenger RNA. RefSeq lists its product as uncharacterized. Lineage: Eukaryota; Fungi; Ascomycota; Sordariomycetes; Hypocreales; Bionectriaceae. Bases 1 to 762 code for a protein of 253 amino acids. The record is from RefSeq and is a predicted model, not a curated record. The transcript has 3 exons.